Messenger RNA from Lodderomyces beijingensis, 2442 nucleotides. NCBI's taxonomy places the organism in Eukaryota, Fungi, Ascomycota, Pichiomycetes, Serinales, Debaryomycetaceae. The record is from the annotation of a GenBank genome assembly.
AUGUAUCCGAAAAGCUCUCUAGGGAAAGAAGACGACGGUAAUGAUAUGCGGUCCAUGAACGACCAAACAGACAACGUCAGCAUCAACACCGCCGAGCUCUACCACGGCCUUCAAGACGGCGACCACUACAACCAUGACGACACGUUUGAAGACGAAAUCACCCCGGAAGAAGAAGCCUCGGCCACCACCGAACUACCGAGAACCAAAAGACAGCCGUGGAAAGAAAUCUUUAUGCUUUCGUUUUCGUCGCUCGGUGCCAUUUACGGCGACUUGGGCACGUCGCCCUUGUACGUGCUCAACUCCAUCAAGUAUCUGGAGACGCCGCCCAACAGAGAAGACAUCUAUGGUGCCAUCUCGGUCAUUUUCUACUUGUUCACAAUCAUCGUCAUUUUCAAGUACGUGUGCAUCGUCUUGGUGCUAGGCCCCAAUAACGGUGAGGGCGGCCAAGUUGCCAUCUAUGCCAAGAUUGCCCGCUAUUUGAAAAUUGGCCCCAAGGGUGUCACCAUCCCUGGUGGCUCGAAAGAAACGCUGGAUUUGCAGCUCUUGACGAGACAGGACACCACCGCGUCGUCGGUAGCGUCCGUAAUCUCAAGAAUCAACCAGAUUAAGCAGCAUCCCACCAUGGUCAAGGUUGUGCAGCUCUCGAUAUUGAGCGCCUGUUUCCUUGGCUGCUCGUUGGUGAUGUCUGAUGGGCUCUUGACGCCAACGACAUCGGUCUUGAGUGCCAUUGGCGGGAUCCAAGUCGCAGUUCCCUCCUUCAACAGCGUGUUGGCGGUGUCGGAAGUCAUCCUAAUUGCAUUAUUCGUCAUCCAGCAGCUUGGCUCCAACAAGAUCAGUUUCCUUUUCGCUCCCAUCAUCUUUGUGUGGUUGAUGGGGUUGAUGGUUUGCGGAAUCUACAACAUUGUCAAGUUCCACCCUGGUAUUUUUGCUGCCUUGUCCCCUUACUACGCCAUCAAGUUGUUGAAAAAAGGCGGAGUCGACGUCUUUUCCGGUGCCAUGUUGGCCAUCACCGGUACCGAGGCCAUGUUUGCCGAUAUCGGCCACUUUGGCAAAUUGCCCAUCCAACUAACAUUGGGCGGGUUUGUGUACCCGGCAUUGAUGUUGUGCUACUUGGGCCAAGGCGCCUACAUCAUCAAGUACCCCGACGCUUACAUCAAUCCGUUUUUCUUGUCGUUACCAGGUGGCACCGGUUCGGGCAUCUACUGGUUCAUGUUUGUCUUUGCCACCUUGUCAACCAUCAUCGCGUCGCAGGCAUUGAUCCUUUCCGUGUUCAGCAUCAUUUCGCAAUUGAUCAACUUGGACUGUUUCCCCAAGUUGAAAAUCGUCCACACCUCCUCGCACUAUGCCGGUAAAGUCUAUAUCCCCACCAUCAAUUGGAUCUUGAUGAUUGGCGUCAUUUGCACCACUGCCGGUUUCAAAAACAGCAACAACGUCACUGCCGCCUACGGAUUGGGCAUCUCGUUGGACUUUAUCGUUACUUCAUUCUUGCUCAUCAUCUGCAUGUUUUACGUUUACAACGCAAACGUCAUCUGGCCCAUCCUAUUCCUCUUGAUUUUCGUGCCCUUGGAAGCAUGCAUGGUGAUUGCCAACUUGAAGAAAGUCCCGCACGGAGCAUGGUUCCCCGUGCUAAUGGCCGGCUUGUUCUUCAUCUUCCUUUCCGUGUGGAGAUGGGCCCGAUCCAAAAAGGUCAACCACGAAUACGCCCAACGCAUCCGCAUCGAUGAAUUGUUUCCCUUUUUCGCAGCCAAGUCCAUCACCGUGAAUUUGAACCCCAACGCCAACUCCCGGGCCAACUCUACCACCGCGGUGGGUGAGAAUGUCACUAUAUACGAGAAGAACGAGGUCAAGUGCAUUUUCGGAACGCAGGAGUUGCAAAAGCACCACGGUAUCGGCUUCAUGUACGUGGACUCCAUGCUUUCCGGCAGCCCUAACUCGCUCCCAGAACUAUACGGCAAGCUCGUCAAACUGUUCGUUUCCAUCCCCUCCAACUUUAUAUUUGUCGGCAUAAGAGUGCUCUCCAUCCCCUAUGUUGGAGAAGAAGACCGCAUCUUGAUGGCACCAAUGAAACUCACCGACCAUUACAAGUGCAUAUUGCGGUUCGGGUUCAUGGAAGAUAUCCAAAUUACAAAAGAACUCUCGUGGCUGAUUAUGCAACGGAUACCGCGUUUGACCACCUUGAGCACUGAUCAACUUGAACAGAUGCCCACUUUGCAUUUUUUCGAAAACGACUUGAUCAAAUGCCACGAGUAUAAACCUUCGAGCAAGUGGAAGUUCGUGAGAUUUUUGGGCAAACUGAGACAUCUAGUGAGAAAACUUGUUAUUGAACAUUUCUUUAGUCCAUUGUAUCUGAUAACUCAGGAAUACGGAAGAUUCUUGAAGUGCGAUGACGGGAAACAGGAGCAAGAUGAUAAGAUUUUCUUGGGUGGAAUCGCUAGAAUUUAG